This is a messenger RNA of Parascedosporium putredinis, 1449 nucleotides long. NCBI's taxonomy places the organism in Eukaryota, Fungi, Ascomycota, Sordariomycetes, Microascales, Microascaceae. The record is from the annotation of a GenBank genome assembly.
AUGGAGUCGGAUUCGAACUUCACAUCAGUACUCCCGGGCUCUAGGUAUGCGGGAGUAUAUGUGCCUUCUCAAGUUGACUACGUGGUCGAAGCCGUAGCCAACUCUGGGCCAUGGACAAUCCUGUUUACCCUGUUGGCCAUUUUGGUCGCCUAUGAUCAAGUCAUGUAUAUCGUCCGAAAGGGCUCGAUUAUUUGUUGUGAUCGCCUCGACUCGAGAUAUGUCACGCAAGAUAUUCAAUUCCCUGGGUUCGUGAAGCCCUGUGUCGUCGAUGUCGCGCACAAGCUCCUAGGAGCCGACAACUGGGUUUUCUUGGACGGGCGGCCCCAUGUGGAUUUCCGAAAAGGUCUCAACGGGCUGUUCACUAGGAAGGCACUUGAAAGCUAUCUUCCAGGCCAGGAAGAGGUAUACCAAGCAUACUUCAAAAAGUUUGUCCAAAUUACAAAGGAAAAUGGGGGACAGCCUGUUCCCUUCAUGCCAGAAUUCCGCGAGCUGAUGUGCGCCGUGUCAUGCCGAACUUUUGUUGGACAUUACAUCUCCGACGAGGCCGUAAAGAAGAUCGCGGACGACUACUACCUUAUUACUGCCGCACUUGAAUUAGUGAACUUUCCUAUUAUUAUCCCCUACACGAAAACCUGGUAUGGGAAGAAAGCAGCCGACAUGGUCCUUAAGGAGUUUUCUAUUUGUGCGGCUAAGAGCAAAGUUCGUAUGGCAGCAGGAGGGGACGUCACUUGCAUCAUGGACGCCUGGAUCAAGUCAAUGCUAGAAUCCAAGCGAUGGCGAGAAGCACAAGAACAAGGACUACCGGUAGAGGGCAUGGAAAAACCAUCACCGCUGCUGAGGUGGUUCAAUGAUUACGAGAUCUCGCAGACCGUCUUUACCUUCCUCUUCGCCUCUCAAGAUGCGACCAGCAGCGCCGCUACAUGGCUAUUCCAAAUCAUGGCACAACGACCCGAUGUCCUAGAUCGAGUGCGAGAGGAAAAUCUCCGAGUUCGUGAGGGAAACAUUCAUACAGAAAUUGAUAUGGAUCAGCUUGAAUCUCUAAAAUACACGCGCGCUGUUGUCAGAGAGCUUCUUCGCUAUCGACCACCGGUACUAAUGGUGCCUUACGUUGCGAAGAAGGCAUUUCCUAUUACUGACACCUAUACAGUUCCUAAAGGAGCGAUGAUUAUCCCGUCUACCUACCUUUCACUACGGGAUCCCGAGGUCUACGAGGACCCUGAUGUAUUCAACCCUGACCGAUAUUAUUCCGGGGACGCAGAGCUGAAGGGUGCCAAGAAUUACUUAGUAUUUGGUACUGGUCCUCAUUAUUGUAUUGGGCAAACGUACGCUCAGCUCAACCUCGCCCUCUUCGUCGGAAAGGCAUCUAUUCUCCUAGACUGGAAGCAUUAUCCCACUCCCAAAUCAGAAGAGAUCAAGGUGUUCGCGACCAUCUUCCCUCAAGUAGGUUGA